Molecule: messenger RNA, 3348 nt
Organism: Armigeres subalbatus
Lineage: Eukaryota; Metazoa; Arthropoda; Insecta; Diptera; Culicidae
Exons: 2
Coding region: 1-3348 (1115 amino acids)
Biological process (GO): DNA repair; telomere maintenance
Molecular function (GO): DNA helicase activity; ATP hydrolysis activity
Source: RefSeq, a predicted model, not a curated record
AUGGGGACUGCAAACAUUACACGUGCCAACCUCAAUGACCGAGACUUCAUGGAGCAAUGCAUAGAGCGAGAUCUGUCCUUUCUUAAGUCGAUUCCGAACUCUGUGCAGUAUUGGCAGCAGCGGAAGAAGGAUUUGUUUGCCAUGAUGCGGCAGUUAGGAAAGCCAACGAUGUUCCUCACGCUUAGCGCAAAUGAGAUGAAGUGGCCCCACUUGCUUAAACUCCUGCAUCGGCUGUCAGAAGGAUACAAUGGUAGUGAUCUGACGGAUCCCAUGCAGGAGCUGACUGCGUUACAACGGGCAACACUAGUCAAUGACGAUCCGGUUACCUGCUGUGUGUACUUUAAUAAGCUCGUGGACACGAUAAUGCUAUUGUUAAAGUCACAAACAUACAGUCCUUUUGGAAAGUAUCGUGUUAUCGAUUAUUUCAAGCGCAUCGAAUUUCAGCACCGUGGUAGUCCCCACGCUCACAUCUUGCUGUGGUUAAAGAACGAUCCUCGUGAAACUAUCGGUGAAAGUAUGCCAGACACCGUACAUCUGAUUACAGAUCUCUGUUCCGUUAGCGUUGGAGAUCUGCCGGACACAUAUGGCUACCAGGUUCACAAGCACACUUUCACCUGCUUCAAGAGGAAUGAAAAGCACUGCCGAUUUGGUAUUCCAUACUGGCCGAUGGAUGAGACUCGUGUGCUAAUUCCUGUUCCAUCAGAUGAUAAGCGUCGUGAUCAGCUCCUCAGGAAGAGCAAAACAAUGCGAGAAGCUUUGGAAACAAAGUCAUAUGCUACUCUGGAAGCAUUCCUUCUCGACUGUAACUGUGCGCCUGACAAGUAUCUUGAAGUGCUUCGUGCGUCAAUUCGUCGUCCAACAGUGUUCCUUAAGCGAUCUAUGAAUGAACUAUGGACGAAUCCGUUCAAUCCAUGGAUAGCAAGCCAUCUCUGCUCCAACAUGGAUCUGCAGUUCAUUCUAGACGAGUACUCCUGCGCGGCGUACGUAGUUGAAUAUGUUAAUAAAACCAACCGUGGUCUCAGCUGCCUACAACGUGAUCUCAUCAAACUGCAAGAAGAGUUUCCCGAUCUGGAUUUCACCGCGCUGUUGAAGAAGAUUAGUAUUAAACUUCUAAAUUCGGUAGAAAUGUCCGCCCAAGAGGCAGCUUGGUAUCUGUUGCGUCAACCGAUGUCCGAAGGAAGCCGUGCGACGCAGUUUAUUCCAACAAUGUGGCCCCACGAGCGCAUCAAGUCCCGGAAACAAAACAAGCGCAUGGAUGAAGAAGGUAUCUCCGAUGAUUCGACUGAAGUAUGGACGCUGAACAUUGUUCAGAAGUACGAGGCACGUAAUGAUUUGGAUGAUCUGUGUCUAGCUGAUUUUGCAGCCUAUUAUACCAAGGAGCGGAGUAGCAGCAAUACAUACAAAGCUCGUGCUGUUCCUCGUGUACUGCAAUGGGUCGGUUAUGACAUGUCGAAACUGUCGGAGUACAAACGUGAAAUGGUGUUACUGUUUGUACCAUUUCGUAACGAGAUGUGCGAUAUACUAGACCAAAACAACUUCUUGCAACUCUAUGACCAACACGAAUCAUCCAUUCUCGCGAAGCGAAAAGAGUACGAUUGCAACUUGAAUCUAGAGCACAUUAUUGAGGAGUACCUGCAAAUAUGCGAUGAAGAUGAGCCAGCCGCACAAGAGACGGUAGCAACGGAGAAGCGCAACGAAUGCACAAGAACGAUCGCCAUGGAGCCCAACAAUGACGACAUCCGCAUAUUGCCAGCCAAUGCUUUAUCAGCCGUCAUAAAACAAAGAACAUCGGUGAUGAGUAAGCAAGAUUACUGUGCCAUGGUACGAAAAACAAAUUCAGAGCAGCGAGACCUAAUAUUACAGGUUAUCGACAACCUGCAUUGUUUUGACGACAGUAGAAAACCACUGCAGCUGUUCUUCACCGGACCGGCAGGGUGCGGCAAAACGUUCACGCUUCACAUUCUGAUGGAGACGUAUAAUCGUUUUAGCCAAGCUCACAACUCGCAAAAUAAUGCCUAUGUUGCCUGUGCAUCCACUGGAAAGGCCGCUGUGGCUAUUGGAGGAACAACUGUGCAUUCGGCGUUCCACAUAACCAUGGAUCGGAGGCAUCAAGGAAAGCUUGGGUUUGAAUUGCUACAACUGUAUCGGCAUUCAUUUGUAAACAUCAAGCUGAUCAUUAUUGAUGAAGUCAGCAUGAUAGGUGCAAACAUUCUCAAUACAGUUCAUGCACGACUUCAAAGCAUUACAGGCGAUUAUGAUCUUCCAUUCGGUGGAAAGGCCGUAAUUUUAUGUGGAGAUUUCCGACAGCUUCCCCCGGUGAAUGCCAAACCUGCCUACAAACCCGCGAGCAACUCCAUUGGUGGUGCAGCAUUGUGGCAAGCCCUGCAAUAUUUCCCCUUACGUCAAGUGAUGCGACAAACUGAUGUUGAGUUUUCCUCGAUACUCACGAAAAUCGGAAAUGGCGACCGGUUGUCUGACGACGAGACGAAACUCAUCGAAAGCAGGUUCCGCACAGUUGAAUGGUGUAAAGAGAAUAUCCCAAACGCAAUUCGCUUAUAUCAUCGCAACUGUGCUGUUGACGCUUAUAACCACGAUGCUUUAAGCAAUCGGGAUGAAUUGUAUUACACUGCCGAGGAUGUAAUCACCGGAUAUCAAGAUGCUGCUCAGCUGGCAAGUGCUCGUACCAAGCUGUACAAAAUGAGUGUCGCUGAAACAGGAUGUCUUCCAUAUCUUUUACGAUUGGUCAUUGGGAUGUCGUACAUGAUAACGACCAACGUAGAAGUAGAAGACGGUAUCGUAAAUGGGGCAAUUGGUGAACUCAAGUACAUUGAACACACCGACGACGAUCCUCAGCAGUUACCGUUUCGCUUGUGGUUCAAGUUUGAAAAUGACGCUGUUGGAGUUAAACUUCGGGUGAAAUCCAGGCCAGUUGUGUUUUCCAAACCUGGCGUGCUGCAGCAGGAUUGGACUCCAAUUGGCAAGCGAUCCACUAACAUUAAACUGAGCAGCGCAAUCAAAUGCAAGCGGAUACAGUUUCCCGUCGUCAGUGCUUGUGCGUUGACAAUCCACAAAUCGCAAGGAGGUACGUUUGCUGAAAUUGUUGUGGACUAUGACAAAGGUCAGGACCAGCAGCUCGUGUACGUUGCCUUGUCACGUGUAAGCUCACUACAAGGGCUUUACUUGACAAACUCCACCAAUUCCUUCAUCUUUCAUCAUGGAAAAGGCAGCAACACUCCCAAAAUGAAAGACCUCCGAGAUGAGAUGCGACGACUGGAAAGCCAUAAGCUAGUGACGAUCAGUGAUGAGCUUAUCACAUUUUGGAAAAUUCCGAUCACUCAGCGGUUUUGA